AUGACGCAGACCAUCCCGCAGACCCUCCCGCAGGCCACGGUGGAGAAGAUGCCCUUCUCCCCAUCUCGCCUUUCCAGGUCUAGCUCCACCAGGAUCAUCCGGGAGAGGCUCGACCACGAAAACGCGAAGGCUGCGGCCAUCCGGAAGAGCUUCCAGCGGCCAAAGUUUUGGGUCAUGGGUUUCGGCUGGUGUUUGGCCGCAUGUGCGGGUGCGGCCAAUGUCAUUGCUUACAAGUCCUGGAGUCUGUAUGCCUCGCACGUUACCGGAAGCACCUCGAACAUUGCCUUCCGACUGGAGGGCUACCAGCAGGGUGAGUAUGGUUCCGAGACCUUGGCGGAAGCAUGCUCGCUGGUCUUCUCUUUCCUGGUUGGGGCAUACACCUGCGGAGUUCUCAUUGACAAGAAUCAAGUGCACUUCCUGGGGAAAGCUUUCUACGGCUUGGCCCUAGUUUUGAACUCGGCCCUGUUGGUGUCGGCGGCCUUCGUGCAGGGUCGCUUGCUCCCGGCUUGCCUCGUGGCCGCCGCGUGCGGCCUGCAGAAUGCUAUGUGCACGUCUCACUUCGGAGCCAUCAUCCGCACGACACACGUCACUGGCACCAUGACCGACAUCGGAUCGACCAUGGGGCGCAUCAGCAUGAUCUACUUGAGGAGAGCCUGCCGGUGUAGCCAACUGACCGACAUCGAGCGUGCAGAGAUCGGGGUGGAUGCACAGAAGCUGACAGUGCUGUUCGGGCUGUGGACGUUCUUCCUGUUCGGUGGGCUCAUUGGGAUCUACGUGGAAAACUUCGUGCAGGGGCCCAGGGCGCUUCUAGUCCCGGCUUUCGUCACAGGCAGUAUGGGCUUGACCUACAUGGCCUUCCGCCAGAUCUUGAAGGACUACAUCAAAAAACUGGAGCAGGAGCGCUUCUCGGCUGACCUCCAGGAGGCGCAGAGCGCCUUGGCCCACAUGGGAAGCCGCCUUCAUGAUCUCGAAAACGGCAAGGGCGUGGCAGACUUGGACGAAGAGAUGGGCCACAUGAUCGAUGCUUUGCAUGAGGUGGAGGCCGACUUCGACAACCUGUACCGGCAGUCGAGCCGUGCAGCUUGGCCUACGCGAGUGGCACUGGCCCACCCAGACCUUGCGUAG
Messenger RNA from Symbiodinium sp. CCMP2592, 1125 nucleotides. NCBI's taxonomy places the organism in Eukaryota, Dinophyceae, Suessiales, Symbiodiniaceae. The record is from the annotation of a GenBank genome assembly.